AUGGCUGCUUUGCACGGUCUCGAAGAAGCAUCAGUGCAGGCUGUGCGCAGAAAACCCACUUCUCCUGGGCACCAGCACUUACAGCGCACUGUCCUCUGUUCACCAGCACACAGGAACAAGAACAACAGGAGUGAUGAUGAUGAUGAUGAUGAUGAUGAGAUCAAGAAAGAUACCAUCACGUGCUACUACAUUUCAAGCACUACAAGGAAUUCUUCAUUAGUGAAGAAUUUAAAGGACAAGAAGGGGCUGGCGGGGAAGCAGGCGAGCCUGGAGCGCAAAGCCGUCUACCAGAGGCACGUCCGGACGCCCAGCCUCCUGGCCAAGAGCAUCCUGGAAGGUUACCGUCCUAUUCCAACAGACCCUUACCUGGGAGGGAAUUCACCCUUGCCACCCCCUGUAAGUGACAGGAUGAGAAAGAGACGGGCUUUUGCUGAUAAAGAGUUGGAGAACAUUAUGCUAGAGAGAGAGUACAAAGAGAGAGAGGUGAUGGAAGCUACACAAGCAGCUGCCCUUUUUCUCCCUAACCGCAUAGUGCAUGGAGCUGAAUACAACUCAUAUAAAACAGCCUUCAACACUACUCAAGUUGAUACUCCGAACAAGGAGUUUUGCAAUUUUUUACCAACCUGCCUUGAUCUAACCAUGCAGUAUUCAGGAUCCAGCAACAUGGAACUAAUUUCUUCAAAUGUCAGUGUAGCUACUACCUACAGGCAGUAUCCCCUGUCUUCUAGGUUCUUAGUGUGGCCAAAAUGUGGCCCCAUUAGCGAUGCUCUCCUCUACCAGCAAUGCCUGUUAAAUGCUACUACUGUCCAAGCUCUCAAACCGGGGGCAGGUUGGGAUGCCAAGGUCUCACAAAGUCAGGACUGUCCAAACACUGAGCAUGACAUCAUGUCUCCAAAACUGGAAAAUUCACUCGUUCUGACCCACACGCAAGACAUUCAGCAGUCAUGUAAUGAGAUACCAUGCCUUCCCCAGGAAGCUCGUGAGAGGUCAGCUUUCUCUCCUCCAAAAAGGACUUUCUCUCAGAUUUCUGUUAAGGAUUCUUUGGCUCCUCAGGAACAGGUAUUAAGCAAGAUCAGCAAAGACAGUACCAAGCCCCCUCCACCGCUCAAAUACAGUCCAUUUCAGUCGCUGUUCCAGCAAACGUUUCCUGACAGAUCAGGAGCAGAGUUGAGAACAGCAUUUGUGAAAGAGACUUUCGAAGAUGCUUCUAAGAAAUACAGAGAGUGUGCCAUUAAAGAGAACCAAAAAUACAAGUUUACAAUAGACAAGUGUGCAAAAGACUUCUUUGGGGCCAAACAGGCCACAACAAAACUUUCAACAACAGAGCCACUGUCAUUUUCAGUUGAAUCCAUCCUUAAACGACCUUCUUCUGCAGUUGCUAAUGUCUCUCAAUGAAUAAACUAUACCUUCAGUGUAGAGAGUUUGUAUGCUAUGCUUUCUGCAGAAUUGCUACUGCCUGCCUUGUCUCUCGUCUCUUAAAAGAUUUGUAAAGAGGAAUUUCUGCUGUAAAUGGUAAUUAUUUCUUUUAUCUCAAAAUGAUGUACAUAAAUAUGCAUGUUUUCUCCUCGGAAAAAAUAAAUAUAUUUAAUUUUUUAAAAUUGAAACUGCAUGUACAGACUGUAAAGUGUUGUUAUUUUAAGCAGCA
Molecule: messenger RNA, 1645 nt
Organism: Aptenodytes forsteri (emperor penguin)
Lineage: Eukaryota; Metazoa; Chordata; Aves; Sphenisciformes; Spheniscidae
Gene: DMRT2
Product: doublesex and mab-3 related transcription factor 2
Exons: 4
Coding region: 1-1395 (464 amino acids)
Biological process (GO): sex differentiation; regulation of transcription by RNA polymerase II
Cellular component (GO): nucleus
Molecular function (GO): RNA polymerase II cis-regulatory region sequence-specific DNA binding; DNA-binding transcription factor activity, RNA polymerase II-specific
Source: RefSeq, a predicted model, not a curated record